Oppiella nova is the source of this 1008-nucleotide messenger RNA. The record is from the annotation of a GenBank genome assembly. Lineage: Eukaryota; Metazoa; Arthropoda; Arachnida; Sarcoptiformes; Oppiidae.
AUGUUACGAGUGCUCAAGAAAUACAGUUUCGCUUUCAAUACAUUGCAGUCAAACCGCACGAAACCAAUAGCCGGCCAUUCGGUGGCCUUCUCUUCAUAUCCGGGUCUUGUCUUCUCUGUCGAUGACUUUUAUGUCAUAUCAUCGGGUCUUGUGGUACAGGAGACCACGAAUGGCAACUAUAAUCAAUCCCUGUAUAGACAUAUCAGAGCCGAUAAUGUAAUCUUUGAGUUCAUACGUAAUGUUGUGUCCAAUCGUUUGGCCGAAUCGGGCAAAGAGUGGACACAACUGUUUAGUCCUUAUAAUAGCGGGACAUAUGAUAACCAGUUUAUGAUCGUUGACUACAAACUAUUCAAAAGGGGUACAAAAGUGUCCGAUUUGGCCAAUGAUUUGCUAUGGAUUGUGGAACAGAUGCCGGAUAUCAUACACGCGGCUGAUGUGACUCCUGUGCUCCGGGCCCAGGGCUAUUGGGCCUCAUAUAAUGUGCCAUAUUUUCCGGAUAUCUACCAAAUGAGUGGCACCGCCGAUAUGUUCCGCAAAUUUGGUCCCUUUUAUAGCCACAACUCGACCGCUCGGGCGCUGAUCUUCCGCAGGGAUGAGUCGAAAGUCACGGAUUUGAAGACUUUGUAUUCACUCAUGCGUUACAAUGACUUCAAAAGAGAUCCGUUGUCUCAGUGCCAGACAUAUGAGAAGCAAUGCAUUCCUCCCUAUUCCGCGGACCUAACCAUCGCUGCCCGCAAUGAUCUCAACGAAGUCACCGGCAGUUACGCCAUCCCUGAGUGGUCUCACGAUCUCGAGGGUGCCAUCGAUGCCAAGAUGACUACAUCGACGAUGGUCUGGGAUCUGGAGAUGUUGGCCGUCAGCGGACCCACUGAUGCACAACAGCCACCAUUCCAGUGGUCCACCAGUGGCUUCAAGGGUAACCAUUUUGGACACCCGGAUACGUUUCAUUUCAAACCCAUUUAUGUUAAAUGGUUUCCCAAAACUUACGAAACUGCGGACGACGUCUAA